Monosiga brevicollis MX1 is the source of this 1290-nucleotide messenger RNA. RefSeq lists its product as uncharacterized. Gene Ontology annotation, biological process: translation. The coding region runs from base 1 to 1290 and encodes 429 amino acids. Gene Ontology annotation, molecular function: structural constituent of ribosome; RNA binding. Lineage: Eukaryota; Choanoflagellata; Craspedida; Salpingoecidae. The transcript has 4 exons. The record is from RefSeq and is a predicted model, not a curated record. Gene Ontology annotation, cellular component: mitochondrial small ribosomal subunit; ribosome.
AUGGCACGCUCGAAGAGGAAGACCCUUGGACGCAUCACCGCGACCAAGACAGUCGCUGAUCGGCAUCAAAAAAACGCAAGACAACGCCUGGCGGACGCAGCUGUAGCUGCCUAUCGCAUGGCUGGUCUCGUGCACAAAAAUCAGCAGCCGACGACCGCACUCCAGAAAUUACUGGACGAUUCAUCGCCGCUCUUCGACAGUGCCUCAUUUCGCCUGAAACUCUUCCCUCGGGGUGCAAAUCGCAAGGGACGGCGGCCACCUCCAUCACUGUUCUGUACGGCCUAUGGCGUAACGCACGCUGAAUACCAUGCCGCUUGUACCCGCAGCGGGGCUCAAUCAAGCAAAACGCACAAUGGCCGGACGCUUUGUACUCCAGAAGAGCGAUCUCUGGUUGCUGAGUUUCUCGGCUCCAUGAGUGGCAUGAACUGCUCGCGUACACGCAAUGAUGCACUAGAGCUGAUCGAUGAGCUACUUGCGGUUCAGGCCGUGCGCGACCUCUUGGUACCGCCCGGGCUGACCCCGUACAUUGCUUCGACACCCGCCUCCACGUCUACACUGGCACCAGCCACGGCUGCGAGCUCCCCAACCGUGUCCUUCACCAAGGGCGAGCUCCCCAAGGCGUUGGCGGCCACCAAGGGUGUCACCGACCCCUAUGGUUGGUCUGGUGAGCUUCUUGCCUCCAUCUACCGCAUCAAGGAGCACUUCAGUCAGGUCUUGGGCCCACGCCAGGGUUCUACCAGCAACCCGACUGCUCCUCCUGAUGGAGACGCGCCUCAGUGCCCCACCACCGCCACUGGAGGUCCUCAGGUUGCCUUGAACAAGAUCUUUCACCACAUUGCCAACAACACCGUGCCCGAGUCGAUUCGACAUGCCCUUUGCUCCAUCAACUACACUAUCCUGGAGAAGGCCAAUGGCAAGUUUCGACCCGUGGGCACGGAUUCCAUCUUCAACAAGGUUGUCAACCGCGCUCUGCUCGAGCAACAGCAGCCACAUAUUGCCCACUUGCUACAGGCCAGUCCAGAGCUGGCCGUCGGAGUCAAGGACGGCAUUUCAGCAGCGGUUGGCAUGGCCUUUGGUGAGCUUCAAGCCUGUGAGUCUACCCCGGGCUGGACCAUGCUCUCCCUCGAUUUCAAGAGUGCCUUCAACUACACCGACCGAGCACGGCUGCACGAGAUUGUGGCCGACAAGCCCUCGCUCCUUUGCUCAAGUUGCUGCGGCAAUGCCUGCCGCCGCCACUGCCACAUCUUCAGCCCCUACGACCGAGGAUUUGUCAGCAUCGGUGCCCUCUGA